Molecule: messenger RNA, 4009 nt
Organism: Salvelinus fontinalis (brook trout)
Lineage: Eukaryota; Metazoa; Chordata; Actinopteri; Salmoniformes; Salmonidae
Product: claudin-4-like
Exons: 1
Coding region: 689-1387 (232 amino acids)
Biological process (GO): bicellular tight junction assembly; cell adhesion
Cellular component (GO): plasma membrane; bicellular tight junction
Molecular function (GO): structural molecule activity
Source: RefSeq, a predicted model, not a curated record
UUGUUUACCUUCUGUGGACCUUUUUGCUCAUAGGACUGUAUCAGUUGUUUUUGACAUCCAGCGAUAACAUACAUCUUCAGCGACAUCCUUUGAUCGAGUAUCAGGUUUUAUUGGCAUGACCCAUCUAGGUAAGGCCACACCAAACCUGUGGGGUAAUAGACACUUUUCCUGUAAUCAGCUUGUGUUAGUGUGAGGUUACAGGGCCAGAGCUGCUGACAUCCAAUUGUACCCUACCCACAAACCCACUGGGCCUGAUGGUGACGUUUCUGAAGCUCAAUCAAUCGAAAAUAGGGGAGCUGCCACAAGUGGCUGCACAGUUAUUGGUUCUUAAAUAAUUCAUCAGUUCAAUAGAUAAAGAGGGAGGAAAGCAAUUGAGUCUUCUCUCCCUCUACCACCACCUGUCACUCCAAUCACUGGGGGGGAAAACCCUCAAGUAAAAAAAAAAAAUAAAAAAAAAGAAGCUAAAUUGAAGACAUCUGACCAGAUGUUGAAAAGAAACGGAGACAUAAGAAGCUUGAGAAAGGAAAGCAGUUUCGGAAAAGGACAGUGAGUGACUCAUUCAGGAUUGUGAAAGGCCCAGACAGAGCGGGCAGGUAUAGCAAAGAAGUGGGCCUUGAAGUGAGAAAGAAGACAUCGACAAGGGUAAAGGUCAAUUUCGGGUGGUCAGAAGACAUCGAGAGCAGCCGCCAUGGUCAACACAGGCAUGCAGCUGAUCAGCUUCACCUGCGCGGUGACAGGUUGGGUCAUGGCCAUCGCCGUGACGGCCUUGCCUCAGUGGAAGGUGUCCGCCUUUAUCGGCAGCAACAUCCUCACCUCCGAGAUCAAGUGGGAGGGCAUCUGGAUGAACUGCAUCUACCAGACCACGGGCCACAUGCAGUGCAAGACCUACGACUCCAUUCUGGCUCUGCCCCCGGACCUCCAGGCAGCUCGUGCCCUCAUGUGUGUGGCAAUUUUUCUGGGCUGGCUGUCCUGCACAGUGUCCUGCUGUGGAAUGAAAUGCACCACGUGCGCUGGCGACGACCGCCGCGCCAAGGCAGGCAUCGCCCUCUCCGGCGGCGUGCUAUUCAUCCUGACGGGCCUGUGCGUGCUGGUGCCCGUCUCCUGGACCGCCAACACGGUGGUCCAGGACUUCUACAACCCCAAAGUGCCUGUCAUGUACAAGCGAGAGCUGGGCCAGGCGAUCUACCUGGGCUGGGCAUCUGCGGUUAUUCUGAUGAUCAGCGGGGCCGUGCUGAGCAGCACCUGCCUCCAUAUCGAGAGCGGAGGACGGGAGUACCGCCGGGGAUACAUGGGCCGGAGCUUUCCUAACACGCGCCCCUCCCCCCUCGCACCUGAUCCUCCGAAACCUAUCACCUCCAACAGCGUGCCCCUAAAGGAAUAUGUGUAGUCCAGAGAAAAGAUGUGAAGAAGAAUGUCAACGGGUUGGAGUAUGGGAAGAAGCAAGGUUGAGAACGAGAAGAGGAAGUAGAAGGCUGGAGAAGGAAAAACUGUGACUGUGGUGGAGGUGUUGUGACUUGGAAGGUUUUGAAGAUGUGAAGCAUUAGAUUUGAAACUCUACUCUGCAGUUCUCUCACGUUCUUCUACUGUGAUGCAUUUUGAUGUAGUGUAAAUAUUUAUUUCAAAUGUAUUUUUUCAACUAAAUGUAUUUUGUGUGUGUGUAUAUAUAUAUUUGAGACUUUCCAUCAUGCCUAUCAUUAUCCGCCACAUGUAUUGGCUUAUUGACUUCAUUACACAUUUAUUACACUGUGAUAUUUGGUAUUAGUGCAUGGACAGAUCACAAUACUCUGCCUGGAAGACACGACAUCAAUCCCCACAAACAUCUUUAACAUAUUAUGGUUUUGUGACUUGUGGCGUGAAGAUUGGAGUGAUAUCUUUCUUCCACAAUUCUUCUCAGAUGACUAUUAAAUCUGUGAAAUAAUUCAGUCUCGGCACUACGUCAUUGAGUUUGAAUAAAUCCAAAUUGUAAAAGAAUAAACGGAUUAUUCCAAGGGUAUUUUAAUAAGUUUGAACUUUUUCCUUCCAUAUGUUUUAGUUCAUGACAAACUGAUGAUGUUUUGUAGUUUGCCCAGAAUAUUGAAGGUGUCAUGUGCUCAAUGUUCAGCUGUGCACAACUCUAAACAGAAAGGGUUCCCUUUACACUUAGUGAUGGAUCGAUCUAGCCCUCCUAUAGGCUGUUUAGAAUUCCUGUCAAAUGAAUUGUAUCUUUCAGGGCAGCAAGGGCAAACCGUGUGAGCUGAGGAACGGGGAGAAGGCAGCCAUCCUGAAUAAACCAGAUAGUUGGAGAAAGAACAUGUGUUAAAAUGUUAUAUAUAUAUUUUUUAAAUUCAUUGUUUUUCCACAUAAUUUAUUUUCGCUUAGUCAGAAGUUCUACUAUUCUAGCUCAGAAUAUCCACAAAGCAUCUCAGAGUAGACAAUUGGCCAUAAGUGCUGAGAAUAGAGACAUUUUACUCAUUCUCUUAUGGGUAAAAAUAAAAGCAAUGCGUGAAGCCUCUUUAGUCAUAAGUCCCACCUAGUCGACAGAUAUUUAGGACACCUCGUGAGCUGUCCUAACCAGUUAAGUUACCAGCAGGUGUCUUGAUCAAUAACAACAACAAAAAAAUGCAGUGAGUUAGCGGUUUACUGCGACACAUGCAAUUGCUUUGGAUUUGUUCGUGUUUUCUAAUUCUAUAUCGUCAAUCCAUAAAUUAUCUAGAUCUACAGUACAUGCAACAGUAUCUCUUGUGCCUUUACCAAUGAUUUCACAUGAGGCCUAUUUCACAUGAUAUGCCUAAAUACUUAACAAAUAGGUGAAGAAAUAAAUGUAUUUAGAUUAUUGAAUUACAUCGUUAUUUCAAGUUAUCCCUUUGCAGUAAUACCACGUUGUAAAAAAAUAUGCCUAAAUUGGGCACUUGAAGGAAUCUAAAGACUGUUAACUUUGAUUGUGUUCGAUAAAAAUUAUAGACCUUUCACGAGUUGUAUGCAACAUUAUUGGCAAGUGACUUGAGGCCGACUGUGCCAAAGCGAAUUCGUUUUUAAAAGGGAGUGACGAGUGUUUUGAUAUAACGGCAAUAUUGUCCAAAUGAUGCUUUUAACAACCAUCAGAAUUGGUUAAAAAAAAGGUUAUGCAUGCCAAUAUAUUAGGCGAUAAGAGAAGUGAUUGUGUCACGUGAAAUUACAUCAAACGUUUUCCUAUUGCAACAUUAACAUGUACAGUCACAUUCACCGUGGUUGUCUGAAGCGUGCUAUACAGUUCACAGCUGGCAAUGCCUCAUUGCCUUUGUCCCCCCCCCCCCCCAUCAUUUGCAACAAUGUCAAUGAGUGUCAUCACUAUCUUUCCUUUGCGGUACCUUAAACUGUCGUGAUUACCAGCUGAGAGUUUGUCUGGGCAUUGUCUUAAAAUCCUCUUAAAAUCUACUCUGAGCUGGGAGGUUUUUGGGGGUUUUAAAAACAGUUUUUAUCAGGAUUCCUAGGACCUUUAUCUGAGAUGCUUUGUGAAUAAGGCCCUGGUCUUUGUUUUUGUAGCAGAGCUCUGUGGCAAUUCUAACAUGCUCUGUCUACCUCAUGGUCCUCUGCCUUGUUCACAUCCAGGUGCUCUGCUCCUAUCAGACACAUCCAAAGACAAAGUCUAAGUCAACCCGAACCCAGUCUGUUCCUUUACCCUUCAACCCAUUACGGAGUCUUUUUUUUUUUUUUUUUAAAUUGUAGACCGUCUGAAAAGUAGAGAAUCACAUCCACCGGGUAGUCCUCUUGCGAACAUCUUGUAGUUCUCAUUUUACUAGGACUCAAUGAAAAAGGACACUUUAAAACAGUGUAUCUGAAAGAGGAUGCAGAAUAACUACAUUUGUUUAUUAAAUUCAGUGAGGGUAAUUACAGUGCCUUCAGAAAGUAUACACACCCCUUGACUUUUCCACAUGUUGUUACAGCCUGAAUUUUAAAUUGAUUACAUCGAGAUUGUGCCACACAAUACCCCAUAAUGUCAAAGUGGAAUUAUGUUUUUAGAAAUGUUUACAAAUUAAUAAAAAAUGAAAUG